Molecule: messenger RNA, 2370 nt
Organism: Lodderomyces orthopsilosis Co 90-125
Lineage: Eukaryota; Fungi; Ascomycota; Pichiomycetes; Serinales; Debaryomycetaceae
Gene: CCR4
Product: CCR4-NOT core exoribonuclease subunit
Exons: 1
Coding region: 1-2370 (789 amino acids)
Biological process (GO): nuclear-transcribed mRNA poly(A) tail shortening
Cellular component (GO): CCR4-NOT complex; nucleus; cytoplasm
Molecular function (GO): poly(A)-specific ribonuclease activity; protein binding
Source: RefSeq, a predicted model, not a curated record
AUGAAUCUAGCUAGUAAAUUUCAACAGAAUCAGGGCCAACAACCUCAAUCCAACCUUCAGGCACAACAAAUUUUGUUACAACAGCUUCACCAAGGGCAAUCUCAUCCACCACCACCGCCACCACCACCACCACAACAACAACAACAGGCUACAUCCAAUGGGCUAAAUGCUGCAUUCCAACCAAAUGAGAGUUUCAAUGACAACUUGAAUGGCCUAUAUCAAAAUAAUUACCUGCGAGCUCAACCAAAUUUACAACAACAACAAUAUUUCCCCCAGUUUCAACAAAAUCAACUGAAACAAGCUGGAGGAAAUGGUCUCAACAUUGGGAGUGGUGCAUCACAAUUGCAACAACCAUAUCAGGCAAAUCACCUACCAAGACAAGUUCCCCAUCUUCAACAACAAUUCUAUAAUCAACAUCAAGCUGCGGCGCUUCAAAAGCAGCAACAGCAGCAGCAGCAGCAGCAACAACAACAACAACAACAACAACAACAGCAGAGCCUACACCAAGCACAACAGAUACAAUUGCAAGGAUCUCAAUUACAAACUCCUAUUCAAAAGGCUAGCACUUUGCACGUUGAUAAUCCAAACACUAGCUUUUGGCAGCAUCAACAACAAUUGUGUCAACUUUCAAGGUCAUCUACUGAUCCUCAUAACUAUGCAAGACAAUAUGCAUCCAAUUCGAGGAAAUUGAAGAACCCAUAUGCUGAAACUAAAUCCAUUGGGCUUAUUGAAGCGACUAAAGUCAUUGUUGCAAGUAUUGAAGAAGAAGAACAGAAAAAGAAACUUGCAACUAGGGAUCCUACUAGUGCAGCAUUGUUGCAUAAUAAGAAAAUUACUCAAGAUCUUGACGAUGAUUCAAUGGAAGAACAAAGGAUGCGAUUGAAGACUCAAGGCCGUCAAUUAUGGUGUCAACUUGAUUUGAGUGGACAAGGAUUGGUUAAUCUUUCACCCAGGUUAUUUCAGUAUGAUUUUUUGGAGUCGUUAUAUUUGAACAAUAACAAAUUGACUAGUAUACCUCCUGAAAUUAGCAAAUUGAGAAGUUUACGAACUCUAGAUUUAUCACACAACCGACUUAGUGAAUUGCCAUCUGAGCUUGGAUUAUGUUUCAAUUUGAGGUUUUUGUAUCUUUUUGACAAUAACAUCAAAUCCCUACCUGCUUCAUUUGGUAACUUGUUUGAACUUCAAUUUCUUGGUGUUGAAGGGAACCCACUUGAUUUGAACAUUGCCAAUUUGGUUGCUGAGAAGGGUACUAAGGAGCUAAUAGCCGCAAUUAGAGAUCAAAAGUCGACAAUAGCAUCACCUGAGCCACGCCAUUGGUUGCGAGUGGAAGAUGAUGGAGAGGUUGUUGAUACCAACGAGCCAUACAAACAGGAGCAAAGUACAGGUAAUGUAUUCACGUUGAUGUCCUACAACACUUUGUGUCAACAUUAUGCUACGCCAAAAAUGUACAAGUUUACUCCAUCGUGGGCAUUACAAUGGGAGUAUAGAAGAGACCUUUUAGAGAAGGAGGUUUUGAACUAUAGUACUGAUAUUAUAUGUAUGCAAGAAGUUGAAACUAGAACAUACAUGGAGUUUUGGGGACCGUUGUUAGCACAAAAGGGAUACAAGGGAUUGUUUUUCAAUAAAACAAGAUCAAAGACAAUGAGCGAAAAUGAUUCAAAGAAGGUUGAUGGAUGUGCCACAUUUUACAAAGUGGAUAAGUUCACAUUAGUACACAAGCAAAAUUUUGAAUACAAUAGUGUCUGCAUGGGAUCUGACAAAUACAAAAAGACCAAAGAUUUGUUCAACAGAUUCAUGAAUAAAGAUAAUAUCGCGUUGAUAUCAUACUUGGAACAUAAGGAAACUGGAGAAAGAAUUUGUUUUGUCAAUACUCAUUUACAUUGGGAUCCAGCAUUUAAUGAUGUCAAGACCCUACAAAUUGGAAUUUUGUUGGAAGAAUUGCAAGGCUUUAUCAAGAAAUAUCAACAGACCUCGUCAAUGGAAGAAGUUAAAAAGGCGCCAAUUGUCAUAUGUGGCGAUUUCAAUUCAGUCAAACAAUCGGCUGUAUACCAAUUAUUUUCCACCGGUUCCUCCAAAGAUCAUUCUGAUUUAUCUGGUAAAGAUUAUGGAAAAUUCACUGAAUCUGGAUUCCAUCAUCCAUUCAAAUUGAAAUCAGCUUAUGAUGCGAUUGGAGAAUUACCAUUUACUAAUCUUUCACCUUCAUUUACUGAUGACAUUGAUUACAUCUGGUAUUCAACUUCGAAACUACAAGUUAGAGGAUUACUAGGCGAGAUUGAUAAGAAGUAUGUUUCACAUUGUAUUGGAUUUCCUGAUCCGAAUUUCCCAUCGGAUCAUGUGCCUAUAUUAGCCAAAUUUCAAAUAAAGAAAUAA